Saccostrea cuccullata (small rock oyster) is the source of this 3396-nucleotide messenger RNA. RefSeq names its product ras-related protein Rab-28-like. The record is from RefSeq and is a predicted model, not a curated record. The transcript has 6 exons. Gene Ontology annotation, biological process: regulation of exocytosis. NCBI's taxonomy places the organism in Eukaryota, Metazoa, Mollusca, Bivalvia, Ostreida, Ostreidae. The coding region runs from base 120 to 788 and encodes 222 amino acids. Gene Ontology annotation, molecular function: GTPase activity; GTP binding.
AAAGGAAGUACCCAUUUGAUACAGACAACCGAGUGACAGGUUCUUGUAAAUAUUUAUCCCUUGCCACAAUGUUGGUUUUUAACGGAUAAUUUCUUUUUUAACGAUAAAAUUUAUUCACCAUGUCUGACUCCGAAGAUGAGGCACCGGAUAAGCAACUGAAAAUCGUCAUUAUUGGAGAUGGUGCCUCCGGAAAGACCUCUCUGGCGACCCGCUACUCACAGGAGCAGUUUGGAAGGAAUUAUAAACAGACUGUGGGCCUGGAUUUCUUCCUAAAGAGGAUUGUCUUACCUGGAAAUGUGCAUGUGGCCUUGCAGGUGUGGGAUAUUGGUGGACAAACCUUGGGAGGAAAAAUGCUAGAAACUUACGUAUAUGGAUCAAGUGGUAUCCUUUUGGUGUAUGACAUCACAAACCUUGCUAGCUUUGAGAAUGUAGAAGAUUGGUAUAGCUGUGCAAAGAAAGUCUUUGGAAAAGACACCAAAAUGCCUCACCUAGCAUUGGUUGGCAAUAAAAUUGACCUUGAACACAUGAGGACAGUUAAGAUGGAUAAACACCAGAAGUUUGCUCAAGAGAGAGGCAUGUCUAGCCAUUUUGUUUCUGCCAAAACAGGGGACAAUGUGAGUUUAUGUUUUCAAAGAGUAGCAGCUGAAAUUCUUGGAAUCAGAUUGACUAAACCAGAAGUAGAGCAACACCAGCGAGUUGUCAAGGCAGAAAUUAUUGACUCAAAACAUGACGCAGCUGCCAAACCGGUACCAAUGACACAGAAGAGCUCGCUAUGUAGUAUACAGUAGCACAUCAGAUAAAGACCAGGGGCAUUAACUCUUACCCAUCUCUUCAGAAUCUCUUGUUAUGAAAUGUAGGUAUAAAAGAUUGGAUCAAACAAAAUUGCUUGAUUUGUGGUGUAUGUUUUGUAUAUUUUUAAUGAUUUAAUUUUCAUAUUUCUUGUUCAAAAAGUUCUACAAGCUAUAUAUCAAAGUUCUUUCGUGUAUUAUACAUAUACAAUGAAUUGAAGGAAAUUGAAUGCACUAUUGUGAUGUGAUCUACUUAAGUCAUAAUCUAUAAGCAGUAAGGAUUUAUAAAUUUACCCCCUUCCAUCUUACAGAUAAAUCUGCUCAAUUUUACAUUAUGAAUGAUGUUUCUAAAAUAGCAAAUUCUUGAUUAAAAUACUGGUAUUAGAUUUUUAUAUACAUGUAAAUCUUUUUUGCAUAAUACAUUAAUUUUAAGAUACGUACAGCUGGCUCUAAGAAUUUGUUUAUAAGGAAAGAAAAACAUCUUAUGAUUGUGAGAUCAAGUUGCUUCAUUAUCAUCAUUUCCUUGUUAUAGUAUUUCAGCUUCUUCUCAAAAAUGAUCAGAUGUACUGUGGUAUAUUUGCAUUGGUAUAAAUGGUCUAAUAGAUGUGGCAAAUGAAAUAGAUGUAUUCUAUUGAUGCCAAAAAUAAAUGUCAUUGUUCACAUAUACAAUGUACAAAAUUAAUUGUUCCGGAUGGCAUUACAAACUCUACUUUUGCUCUGUAUAUUAUGUACAAAGUAUCCCAGUUUGUGGAAGUAUGUACUGAUCUUUUGGUCUAUAUGGGUUUGAAUCUACUGUUUAAAUUCACUAAUGUAUAUUUGUUGAUAAAAAAUUUGUUUUCUUUCCAUCCAAUUUCAAAAUUUAUGUACAUUUAAGAUAAGAUGUCAAUAUCAAUGAAUAGAUGAAAUGACAAAUGAAUUUGGUCUACAAAUGAUAUUCUUCUAUAAGUUUCCUUUGUUAUAUUAUAAGUAGAAUAAGGAAAUACAAACAAUAUAGCAACAAAAAUGUUCAGUAUACCCUGGGUACUAGAGCUUAGAAACUACCAGAGAGAUUAAGGUUGUGUGGGAUAUGUAUGUAGAUAAUGGAGGGAAAUGUGUAGAUAACAGAAUUUUUUGUGUCCCAAAUAAUUCAAUUAAUUGAGCUUCUUAGUAUUAAGUUCUUUGAGAAAACAGUUUUUUUUUGUUUUGAUAUGAUGAUUACUAAACUGGAAUUCAGAUAUAAUCGAGCAAUGGGUUAAAGAUUAGAUUGUACAUGUAUGAAGUGUUGAAAGUAGCUCAUGAUAUCCAAGAAUUUUUUGUUGAAGAAGUAUUGUUUUUAAUUUAAGUAAUGGAGUUGAAUACAACAUAGAGUUGUUCUGAUUUUGCUUCAUUGAUACCAUUCAUGUAUACAUUAUAUUAUUUGCCUUUUUCAUUUCUCAGUUGAUGUUACCAUGCAAUCAUAUAUGUUGUGACCUUUAAUCAUUUGCUCAUAUUCAUGAAUGUUUUAUAGCCUCUUUGACUCAUAUACAUGUAUCUUUAAUGUGUACCCAGAAUAAUGAUGUAUUCGCAGUUCUUGGAUGUGACAUGCAUAAACAGUUCAGUAUUUUUACUACUUAAUUUCUGAUAAGACUGUUAAUAUUGAAUGCAUUCUGUCCACACAUUCUCUUACUGAGUGCACCUGUGUGUUUUCAUAUCAUACUCAUUUUUCUUCUUUAUUUCACUCAUAUCAUACUUAUUUAUUUUCUGUUUAUAUACAUAUAUUCUGAACUGAAACUAAACAGCAAUACAGAAAUGGGUAACACAUGUGUAAACAGUGUGUGAUAUCACAGACAAUUCAGUUCAGAGAUUGUUUAUUUUUGUUGGUUUUUCAAUUUGAAAAUGUUCAUGUCUUUUUGCACUCUGCCUGUAGUUCAAGUGCAAUUUUAUUUUUAAUUUGUGUGUCAUUCUAUUGGUGUUUUAAUUUUCUUUAACUCCAGUAUAUCUGUGUGCCUUCAUUUCAAUUCUUGAAUCAAAUUCAGAUUGACACCUUUUGGAUUUUUACUCCAUAAAUCACUUUGGUCUUUGAACAGUGGAUUUUGGAGAGGAAAAAAGCUAAAUCCUAGUAGUAAAGAUAUGUGAAAAUAAAGACAUUUAUAACAUGCCAUGCAAAUUAAAUCAGUAUUAGUUUCCCUAGCUAGUAUUGUGGUGUUUGGAUACCCCCACCCAUCCAUAAAUUUCCUUCUUCUGAAUUACCUCAGUUGGCUUUCACUUUUAAAAACAAUGUUUAUUUGCAUUUAAUUCUCAAAAUAUUUAUUGCUUUUAUACUCCUUUUUUAAUAGUGAUGUUACCUUUUUUUUCUCUAUGAUUUUAAAAAUAUUCAAGAUAAAAAAAGUGAAGGUAAAGAAAAAAAAAUAUUGUUAACUUUUUUUUCUGUAAUGGUCUUUCAGAUUGAAAUCUUUGCCAAUGGUUAAUGUAAAUCUAGAUAUGAUUUUUUUCAUUAUGAAUCUGAGUUGCUUUUAAUGAUUUUAUCAAAUCAGUGGUUAUUCUUGUUUUUUGAAAUUAUCAGCAGGUUGUGUAAGAACAGUUUUGUUAAGAUAUUGAAACAAACACUCUGUCAGGUGGUUGUUGUACUCAAAUAAAAUGUUGACCUUUA